UCUUCUCAGCGGAAUCCUCGCUUAAAAAGUGCUUUGGUGGCAAAACCAUACAGCUGGAGUCCCCAGCUUGGUAAAAACUGUAGUACAAUUGGAAAAUGCACACAACGAGAGGACUACCAUGGACUGCAGCCGUGUAAUUAGUAGCAUUUUCUCGAUGAAGAGGCUAAAGAGUGGAUGGUCGUCGUCGUGGGUGAUAUCCGUAUCUUCGCCUCUUACUAAAGGCAGCACUCCGACACAAGUUGUCCCUGGCUGAGGGGGGAGAGAGAAAAAAUGCAGCUCAACACCUUCUUUUUCCAACUCUGCUCGUUACACACGACUCGACGUCAGCGUCCGCAUUUCAUCUCCAGUGUGCACUACUCUUCCACUUGCAACGACUUUUUGGUCCAGCGCCUAUAUUAACCGCGACUAAUAAUUGAUCUGGGAUGGUUUUGUUCUCAAUUUUUUUUGCAUGGUAUUUUCUCUGGAGUAGCUCAACGCCUUCUUGGGUGGUUGUUAUGGCCCAAUCGCUGCCCUUUUCAAGCAAGACCAUAACAUCAACUAUAGCUUCCUGGUUUGUGUUUCAAAAUAAAACCACAUGUAUGGCUAUUGUCUGGGAGACGUAAAAAACACGUCUCUUAUUGAAUCAGCUUCAAAUCAAAUUCGAGGUUUUGGAAAAUAUGUAAACAAUCGGAGAAGGGACGUUUACUCGACACCGUUUCCUUUUAUUGUCUUGUAACUCACUUUACUUCCUAUAUUUUGGCCAUCUUGACACACGCAUGAACGUUGACGAGUGACUGGCCAGUAGGCAGUCAGUGCUCGCGCAGGUUGCGCAAAUAUAAAGGAACGCGCGCGCCCUCUAGCGCAUAUUGCUCGAUAAAAUGGUAAUUAUGCUGUUAAAGUAAACUUUCACUUUGUAAUACUUGUAAUACCAAAAUUUUUCUUUAUUUAUUUGGAUUAAUUGUUAGUGUGAGAACAAAAUGUAUCUUAUCAUUGGAAAAAAAACAACAACAGUAAUACCGUAUAAUUGCAUGCAGAUUUAUAUAUCCAGUUUUAGAAUAUUUUUGUAUUUUUAAAAAUUAAUAUAUUUUUUAUAAAAAGUAUUUUUGUUGUCAAGUCAUUUAUUGACAUGUACUGUAGUUCCCCUGACAUCCGAGUGAGCGCGACAAAAACAUACAACAGAGAGAUCUUUAUCGUGUUCAUUAUUUUGACUCCCAAUGCUUGAACCUUGGUGAUUCCUGGGUUGCUCCUGAACAUCCAAAACAUUUUCCUUUCAUCUGGGGGUGACACUGUUGGCCUUUUUCCAGACCUUGCCAAAAAGAAGUCAAUCAGCUGCAGUCAAUCGCCACUCAUUAAAAGAUGUAGGUGAAUGUAUGUGUACUGUAUACUUGAGACUACGUACAGUUCUGACCCUGUGUAAAUUCGAGACAAUCCACCAUAAAUUCAGAUUUGUGCACCUAGUCGAAGUUGUACUUUGUGUAAAAAGAACUGUUAAGAUAAAUCAUUAAGGGCCCAAAAUUAAUAAGACAUUCAUGCCCAUAAUGGGUGUAUGUAAACUUCUGACCAAAAUGUAAGUAUUUCAAAAUGAUGUGCUUGUUAAGGAAGCAAGUAUGAGUGAAAGCAGUGCUUCUCAAAUAGUGGGGCGGGCCCCCCUGGUGGAGGGAGGACGCAAGAGGGAGGCAGUACUUUCAAUGUUAGGUGCAUAACUGCCAACAUGUACAAAUUUAUCAUAAUCAACAUGCAGUUAGACUCUUGAAUAUGCUUGUAUGCUUCACAGCUCUCCAUUUUGUUGCAUUUUCCUGGUUUCAAUUUUGAGUUCAGGUUGUACAGGACAGAUAAAUAAAUAGAUAUUAUCAGUUUCUCAAUGGUAUGUUAAAUUUGGGGAGGGCCUGAAAACAUUUCUGUCCCCAAGGGGGGCAUGACAGAAAAUAACUGAGAACUGAGUUAAAGGGACUGUUUGCAAGCUGCCUAGAGGGUGCUAACUUUUGACUUUACUUUAUAUUUUUGCUCUCUUCUUGCUCUGAGCUUGUAAGCUACGCCUUACAUAACACACACAUGCAUAUUAAUUUUGUUUGUUGUCAACUAAUGACAGCGAUUUGGCUAAGUUUAGCUACCACAAUUAGCUAUAAUUGUCUGUAUCUAUCAUAACAAAAGUAUGCAAAAUGGUGGCUUCUCUGCGGCGGCAAUAAUUACAAGCUAUUAUAUCAAAGUAGAUAUUUAGUCAACUACUUGCUUUUUAGUAAAUAAAGAUGUUUCUGACCUUAUCGUUUAUUUAUUCUUAUCAUGUUACAUCCUGCCUCCUCUUCUUGUCUUGAUGAGAAAUUGCUCAGUAUAUUUAUUUACACAUGGCCAUGGAACUGACUCCUCCCAGGACGAGGCUUUGGGAAUUACAUAGAAGUAUCUCACGGGAAAUGAGAAGGAAUGUCAAGAGAAACACUUUGUCCCAGUAGAGGAGAGUGACCUGAGCCUAGCAGAAGGAUGUUCUCCAUUCUAAAGGCACGCUCAGUGAGCAGUUCUACACUGAUGAAAGCAUUCCAGCAAGAUCACAGGCCUAUCAUUCACAGUAAGCCACCUAAAGACAAGAUCGGGACAGUGCAAUCUGUCUUCGCCAUGUGUGUGUUUGCUGUGACGCUCCUGGCCCCCGCUGGGUGGAUCUUGCACCAUAUUCCAGACUACCAACAAAGAGCACCUGCACAACGCUGACUGCUAACUCCUUUCAGUCAGGUCCACAAGCAUUUGGACAAUGACAGUGUAUUUUGUCAUUUUGCCUUUAUAAACCACCGCAAUGGCAUUGAAAUAAAAUAUUUAAGAUGUGA
Dunckerocampus dactyliophorus (ringed pipefish) is the source of this 2792-nucleotide messenger RNA. RefSeq names its product COX8 domain-containing protein. Bases 2455 to 2679 code for a protein of 74 amino acids. Gene Ontology annotation, biological process: mitochondrial electron transport, cytochrome c to oxygen. The transcript has 3 exons. Gene Ontology annotation, cellular component: mitochondrion. NCBI's taxonomy places the organism in Eukaryota, Metazoa, Chordata, Actinopteri, Syngnathiformes, Syngnathidae. The record is from RefSeq and is a predicted model, not a curated record.